AUGGUCAACCUCGCAGCUUCCUUCACCUCCCUCGCCUGCUGUUGGGCCCAAUUCGCUCUCCUCGGCACCGCAAAUGCCCACAGGAAUACCUCCAAACUCGCUGAAAUUGUCCCGCGCCGCGAUGUUUUGUAUGUUGGCGGCGAGUACACCAACGUGACGGACCACACCACCAACACCGUCUCCUUGGCUCUCGUCGGUCAAAUAUACGUUGAGAAGCUCUCCCCGCACCCGCCGUUGUCCCCUCGUCUCGACAAUCACCGGCCCCUGCCCAUCAUCUUCAUCGCCGGCGCCGCCCAGACUGGCACCAACUUCCUCGACACCCCCGAUGGCCGCCCCGGCUGGGCCGCAUAUUUCUUGUCCAAGGGCCACACCGUCUACCUCUCGGACCAGCCCUCGCGCGGCCGCUCCGCAUGGCGCCCCGGCGGGGAUGGUAGCUUCGGCACUAUCGGUACCCCUCAGGCCGUCGCCGACAUCUUCACCAACACGGCCCGCAACGGCAACCAGUGGCCGCAAGCCAAGCUCCACACCCAGUGGCCCGGCACCGGCCGCAUGGGUGACAAGACCUUUGAUGCCUUCUACAGGAGCCAGGUGCCACUGCAGACGAACCGCUUCAUCAGUGAGGAGCAGAACGCUCGCGCCUACGCAGCCUUGGUCGACGUAGUUGGCGAGUGCAUCGUCAUCAGCCACUCCCAGGCCGGUGCAUACGGCUGGCGCGUUGGCGACCUGCGCCCCAACCUAGUCAAGGGCAUCGUCCAGCUCGAGCCCUCCGGCCCGCCCUUCACCCUCCGACCCCCGUUCGGCAACGACCCCGCCUUCGCCUUUGGCCUCACCGACCUGCCCAUCGGCUACGACCCACCCGCCGGCCCCAAGGCCGAGCUCAUCGUCACCCGCACCGAGCCUGCCGUCGACGCCGACCAUGACGACUGUAUCAUGCAGGCUAGCCCCGUCAAGAAACUCACCAACCUUGCCCGCAUCCCCGAGCUCGUCGUCACUGGUGAGGCCUCCUUCCACGCUCCCUACGACUACUGCACCGUCGCCUACCUACGCCAGGUCGGCGUUAAUGUUGAGUAUGCCGACCUCGGCAAGGAGGGCAUCCACGGCAACGGACACAUGUUCUUCAUGGAGAAGAAUAAUAUUGACAUUGCCGAGAGGGUCUACCGAUGGCUCGAAAAGCUGUAG
This is a messenger RNA of Cordyceps fumosorosea ARSEF 2679, 1179 nucleotides long. RefSeq lists its product as hypothetical. The record is from RefSeq and is a predicted model, not a curated record. NCBI's taxonomy places the organism in Eukaryota, Fungi, Ascomycota, Sordariomycetes, Hypocreales, Cordycipitaceae. The transcript has 3 exons. The coding region runs from base 1 to 1179 and encodes 392 amino acids.